GGUAGCCCGCAUCUCAAAGCGCUUUGUUACAGAUGUCGCGUCGGGGUAGCACACUGUGCAGUCUGUCCACGAUGUCUACAGAGAAGCUGAUCGAACUGGUGUACAGACAUCCUGAACUAUACGACAAGAAUCACAGAGAUUUUAGGAAACUGCAGAAGAAGCAACAACUUUGGAAGACAGUCGCCCGUCAGCUGGGAAGUCGGAAUAGUGACCAGAUGAAACGAAAAUGGAAAAAUCUUCGCGAUACCUACGCAAGAUAUUUGAGGAUCAGCUCGGAAGAGGGUUCUAGCACUAAACGGUGGAUAUGGUCUGAAAAAAUGGAGAUUUUUCGCCCCUUUGUGCCUCUCGGGUCAAGUUCUGCAGAAGUGACUGGCCCCGAACCUGGGAGUCCGUCACUUGAAACAGGGGCAGAAUCAGAAGACAGUGCACAUGAGGAGGAAGAGGCGGCUGCACAGGAGUCGGAGCUAAGACCUGGGUGCCCCCUGACACACCCGCAACACGAACUGAUCACCUGCGAUUUGGACAUAAACACUGAAGCACCUGCUGUACCUAAACAGGAAACAGACAGGUUAUCUUUCCAGGAGCAACUGCCAGCAUCUACUGAAGAAGUUUGUGUGCCACCUGGUGCCAAGAUGAGGGCUGCGACGGCUCCCACAGAACCGCAGGCUCCCGUCAUCACUUAUCUAGAUAGCAGAGCAGGUACUGAUGAAAUAGACAGUUUGUUUCUGGCAUACGCCACGACAGUGAAAAAGUUCUCCCCUAGGAGGCAGGUUAUGACUAAACUAAAAUUGGCACAGCUCAUAGCUGAGGAAGAACUCGCACAUGUGGAUGAAACUGAUCUAUUGGCAACACAAACUUUUAACCACUCCACACUACCGUAAAGCACCUGCCAAUUGAUGUUGCGUAUUAUCGUAGAGGUUCUGACAGGCCUCAUUCUUCUCCCUUCGAACUGUUUAAUUACAGAUAAACCUGAAAAGAAGCAGUUACAGUUUUACUUGCCUGUAGCGUAAUAGCUGGGUCUUAAAUACUCAACACUGUUUGUAAAUAAACUGUUAACACUU
Molecule: messenger RNA, 1061 nt
Organism: Schistocerca piceifrons (Central American locust)
Lineage: Eukaryota; Metazoa; Arthropoda; Insecta; Orthoptera; Acrididae
Exons: 2
Coding region: 33-881 (282 amino acids)
Biological process (GO): regulation of transcription by RNA polymerase II
Cellular component (GO): nucleus; transcription regulator complex
Source: RefSeq, a predicted model, not a curated record